UUGCCAGGAAUCCGAGACUGGCACCACUGGCACAGAAGCACACCUGGAUCCCCACAAGAGGGCCAAAAGACAAUCUGUGUCAGGUGUACCGUCAGUCAUUGGGCCUUGUAGAGAAGGCAAAGACGGAAGGGACGGAAGAGAUGGCAGAGAUGGAACGCCUGGUGCACAGGGUCCACCCGGAUGUUGCCACGACAAUGGUAGUUGUGGCUUACCGGGUCCUCCUGGACCAGAGGGGCCCCCUGGACUACCUGGAUCAGUGAAUCAAUCAAGCACAGACUACUAUAACUACUAUGAUGAAAUGGCACAGAGCAUCUGCACAGCAGCCACCAACCAACCAUCAUUCAUCUUCGCCAUCCGUCGGGACUGCAGAUCUAACGGGGAUGGUCUGACGUGCAACGCCAUGUGCACAUCUCGCAGAGCAGCAAUGAUAGCAGCUGUCGGCAACCAGGGAAGCACCUCAGCAUGCAUUGAUGCCAUAACUUUGUACAAGAAUCGGCCAGUCCUUUCACCUGACCACCAGGCUGGCGCUGGAAAGAUUGGCCUUGCAGCGUACCACUACUUCAGUGGUGGCUGUACCUGGAGGGCUAACCACUGCGGACCCAACUACUGUUGCUGCCGUCUUCUGCCCUGACAUCUCACUCAGAUCAGACAUGAGCAAACCCAUAUCAAACAACUUGCCUUUUUAAAUUAUCUUUCAGACUUUCUCUGUUUUUUUUUGUAUCAAGAAAUCUUAACACUUAAAAGAAUUAAACACUUCCCUUGUUGUAUGAUACUAUGCAGAAUCAGCCAAGACAACUUUGGCAGGAAAUAAAUUUUCCUUUAGUGCACUUCUUUGUUUAUUUGUGAACAUGAUAUCAAGAUAACUGACAUGACCUGUUUGGAGUGCUGUACUAUGAAUAACAGUGUAAAUUCAGUCUAUGAUCAUUUUGCAGUUGUUUCUUUAUUUUUUUAUCAGUUUUAAGUGCUGUACAAUAAACAAUAGUGUGUGUAUGUUGAUGAAAUGUUUUUAAACCCUACCAUUCAGAAGGGCUUAACAAUAACAGGGAGAGUAAACUCAACAAUUCUGA
This is a messenger RNA of Branchiostoma floridae (Florida lancelet), 1067 nucleotides long. RefSeq lists its product as uncharacterized. The transcript is spliced from 4 exons. Bases 299 to 631 code for a protein of 110 amino acids. The record is from RefSeq and is a predicted model, not a curated record. NCBI's taxonomy places the organism in Eukaryota, Metazoa, Chordata, Leptocardii, Amphioxiformes, Branchiostomatidae.